Messenger RNA from Tremella mesenterica DSM 1558, 714 nucleotides. RefSeq lists its product as uncharacterized. The transcript has 3 exons. The coding region runs from base 1 to 714 and encodes 237 amino acids. Lineage: Eukaryota; Fungi; Basidiomycota; Tremellomycetes; Tremellales; Tremellaceae. The record is from RefSeq and is a predicted model, not a curated record.
AUGUCCACUCAAGAAAAUGUGACCGGAGCAAGCUCCAAGACAUUUGAUCCUGUUCUUUUUGACACGUUUGAAGCAUAUUUCACCAUUUUGGGCCUUCCUCAAUAUAAAGUAGAAGGACAACAGUGGUCGCAGGAAGACAGUCAGUGGUUUGAGCUCGAUCACUUCCUAGAAGACGAUUGCAAGGUUGAUGAUGAUGAUCAGUGGGCUAAGGCAUUUUAUGUGGCUUGUUGUACUAGUCCCACAGGUGAAGCAACAUUAUAUCAACUCAAUGACGGUCAAUGGAUGACGCCUAUAGUUCCCUAUCUGUUUGCGGGAUAUCAUACUGAUGUCAAUGGGGAAAGCGUAGCAACAUUCAUCAGAUUUGACAAAGAGAUCACGAACCUGAAAAUGAGACCACGCCUAGAUAUGAGCCAGAUUAUGAGGAUCUCAGAAGGUGACUUUGGCACAGUACGUAAAUUGAGGCUCUUGAAUCGCUCCGACGUGAAUCUGUCUGACAGCCCUCCGGAGCCUUGCAUCUUCCUCACCCGCACAGCCUUUGACGCUUGUACAGGAGGGAGAUCUGGUUGCGAACCCUCGUGGGCAGACCAGAAAAGAAUCCGAGAGUUGCACCAACCCGGAGUAGUAUCCGUCAAUGUCAACAGAGAGGACGUCAGAGUUCCCGUCACCUAUCAUGCUUUGAUAACCUCUUUAGGACUCGCGUUCCUCCUUCGCUAG